Molecule: messenger RNA, 8224 nt
Organism: Megalops cyprinoides (Indo-Pacific tarpon)
Lineage: Eukaryota; Metazoa; Chordata; Actinopteri; Elopiformes; Megalopidae
Gene: hivep1
Product: HIVEP zinc finger 1
Exons: 9
Coding region: 209-8224 (2671 amino acids)
Biological process (GO): regulation of transcription by RNA polymerase II
Cellular component (GO): nucleus
Molecular function (GO): DNA-binding transcription factor activity, RNA polymerase II-specific; zinc ion binding; RNA polymerase II cis-regulatory region sequence-specific DNA binding
Source: RefSeq, a predicted model, not a curated record
UCCUGCAAUAGAAAGUGAGAGAGUGUAGAGAGAGAAAAAACAGACCUUUUCCCCUUUACCGUUAAGGAUUGCCAUCAUAUGAAUAAAACGACAAUAAUUCAGAGCACACUCAUGAUCCCUCGGUGUCCUGGCAUCUCCGCCUCCCCAGACUGCUGACCUUUGAACCUGCGCCCACCAUCGACGAUGCGCCUCUGAACGGGAGGGAAAGAUGCCGCGCACGAAACAGAACCACCCGAAAAAUUUGAAAGAUAAGAUUGAAGAAGCCCAGAAAGAACUCAAAGAUCCUAAAGGGUCCCAGAAAGGUGUCAGUGAGAACAGUCGGAGGAGUGUGGACGGCAUCAAGGGCCUGAAGCGGAAGAAGGUGGUGGCGGAGAGCCAGCUGAAAAAGAUCCCUAAAUCCCCAGUGAAAAAGCCCUCGCAGGCAAAGACCUCAGCAGCCAAGGAAGCCACGCCCUCCUGCUCCUUCCCCGGCGGCCCCUCCCAAAGCAAAUCUGCCGCACCUGUUCAGAAUGGAGAUCCUGACAGCACCCUGCAGGCGCCGCCCCGCCCGCCUGUGGGAGAGCCAGUGAGGGCCAAGGCCUCGCCCAAAGCAGCCGGCGGCGACAGGCUAAUGCAGACAGAGGUGUGCAGCACCCAGCAACAGUGUUUUGAGCCCUGCGAUGGGCAGAGGGGCUCUGCCUGUAGCGUAGGGGGCUCGCUAAGGGACAACUGGGGCGGCACGGCCAACAGCGACAGUACCACAGCUUCCCACACAAGGGCCCCCCUGGAGGUCCUACUCAAGGCUAUGGAACCAGAUCUGUGCUCCUUGGCAGAGAGGAAGGGCUCUUUCUCUGUGGCCAGCAUCGGGACUGCAGGACCAACCCUUACCGCCCACACCGCUGUGCCAAUGCCUUCUGCCAAUGUGGGCAUCCCAGCCCAGCCCUCCUUGACAACACCUGACUUUGCUUCCAGGCAACAGCAGUACUACUCAAGCGUCCCCCAGGGGGCGCCGCUGAGCGGCCUGGUAGCCAAUCAGGCAAUGCCUGUGCAGUACCAGCAAUCUCAGGCCGCUCUGCCAUGCCGGCAGCAGGAGGUGGUGCGUUCUGCCGCACUCCAUAGGGAAAAGCAGGGUAUCCAGCAGAGCUACAGCGCAAUGCCCGCCUCCGCCCUGACUCAUUCGCCCACCCCCUCAGGCCCCAAGGUCCUGCCGCAGAGCCAGCCCACGGUGCACACCUGCCAGUCCGUCUCAGCCAGCGUGCCCAGUGCCAUUCAGGUCCCCGUCACCCCCGGGUACCACCAGGUGCAGAUGGCCACCAUCGUCACCCCGGGGGUGGAGCAGAUGUGCAGCUCCUCCGCCAAGGACCAGAAGCAGAAGAAGCAAGGCAAGUACGUGUGUGAGUACUGCAGCCGCGCCUGCGCCAAGCCCAGCGUCCUGCUUAAGCACAUCCGCUCCCACACGGGGGAGCGGCCCUACCCCUGCGUCACCUGCGGCUUCUCCUUCAAGACCAAGAGCAACCUCUACAAGCACAAGAAGUCCCACGCGCACGCCAUCAAGCUGGGCAUGGUGGUGCGCUCGGACUCGGGCGGUGGAACCCUGUCGCAGGAGUCAGACAGAACGGCCAGCACGCACUCGGACGUGGAAGAGAGCGGCGAGAGUGAGGAGGAGAGCGCGGCCGACCUGGACCCUGAGUCGUCCCAGAGCAGCAUCGCAGGGUUGUCUGAGAGCAGUCGUCAGAGCGGGAGCGCCGCCCAUGCCAGCCAAGGGGAAGCAGAGCCAACGGCCACUCUUGAGGCUUUAAAAGCCACGACCAAUCAGAAGGCCGCAGAGCCCAAAGUGACAGCCCCUCUGCCAAAGGUAGUGGUGUACCCCGUGAAUGUGUCCCCCUUGCGCGCAGACAGCCCGAGGGUCACAGACUCCACCCCCGAGCUGGCACAGGCCCAGAGGCAGCGCGAAUUUCAGGCCACCAGCGUCAGGUCCAACAUCACGGUCCUGUCUUCCUUGACAGAGGUGGACUGCACAACUCUGCAGGAUACCAUAAGCGAGGAUGAAGAGAGGCACUGCAAGCCGUCUCCUGGUGGCGGCCACGCACAACUGCAGAGGCAGGAAGCCACAGAGUUCUCCCUGCUGCAGAGACAGCAGGCUACGGACGCCUACCAACAGCAGCAGGGCAAGGGCCUGCUGAGCCCGCGAAGUUUAGGCAGCACGGACUCCGGCUACUUCUCUCGGUCUGAGAGCGCAGACCAAGCCAUGAGUCCUCCAAGCCCCUUCGUGAAGAUCACCCCUCCGACAGACAUGGAUGUGUCCAAGAACCCGUUGAUGAGUCAUUCCGUUGUAGCGACAGUCAUGCAGGCGACACACGUUGAAAAGCCUCCUGCUUUACAGGGCCAGAUGCGUCCGCCGCUGGAGACCAAAACUCUUUCCCUCGAGGAGCGCAUUUCAAAGCUGAUAUCAGACAAUGAGGCAGUGGUGGAUGACAAACAGCUGGACAGCGUCAAGCCAAGAAGAACAUCUCUCUCAAGAAGAGGAAGCAUCGACUCUCCCAAAUCUUACAUAUUCAAGGACUCUUUUCAGUUUGACCUUAAACCCAUGGGUAGGAGGUCAAGCUCCAGCUCUGACAUACCAAAGUCCCCUUUCACACCCACAGAUAAAUCCAAACAGGUGUUUCUUCUAUCCGUUCCUCCUCAGUACCCAUCUAUGGACUGUCUGCCUAUAACAAGGAGUAACUCAAUGCCCACGACACCUGGAUUUUCUGCACUUCCCCCGAACGUGCCCGCCCAGCCUAAUGUUCUGCGUGGCUGUCAGUCAUUCGAUGACAAAAUUGGUUCCCUCAACGAUGACGUUUUUAUAUCGGCCCCUCCCACCCCCAAUCCGGCCGUACACCCCCGAACGCUUGUAAGGCAGAUAGCCAUUGAAGAUUCCUCUACAACCGAGGGGCACGGCCUCGUCUCUGCGCGGUCCAUGGACGAAAGUCGCCUGGGGCCCAACUUGUCUACAGAGAUCAUACAGAGGAGCAAGUCAUUUGAACACGGACCUGGGCCUGAGAUAAAUAAAAAGCCCCAACAGGGCAAAGGGACGAUGUUCGAGUGCGAGACCUGUCGUAACCGGUACAGGAAGCUGGAAAACUUUGAAAAUCACAAGAAGUUCUACUGCUCAGAGCUGCACGGACCCAAAAGCAAGCCAGCAGCCGUCCGGGAAGCAGAUCAGGAUGUGUUCUUGCGUGGCAUGCAGCAGUCCCAAGCUUCCCAUCAGAGAGCCACAGGCAUCCCAGGCAUUGCAGAGCAGCAGACAUCAGUACGAAAGCGUAGGAAAAUGAAGAGUGUGGGUGAUGAUGAUGACCAGUCGCCAACAGAAACCAAUCCUCCGUGCUCUGGGAGUUUCGACUCAUGUCAACUGUCCAAGGACAUUCGGGGCAGGACAUUUCCUCAGGCCUCUCUCAUAGUGGAGCUGCAGUCUGCCAGCAAUCCACCACAAAUCUCUCCAAUACAGUUGAUUGGGAGGGGCACAGAGACGUCAGAGUCCAGACUGUCUCCUAUUAGAGAAGCUCAGAUUAGUGUCUCUGCUAAAGAGAGAGGGGACUUGCAGAGGCAAGGUAGCGGCACGUCUGUCAUCCGCCACACCAACUCUCUCAGUAGACCUAAUUCUUUUGAGACAUCAGAGUCCAUUGACAGAUCAUCACCUGUUGAUCUUGUGGAGAAGGAAGCCCAGAGCAUAACCAGAACUGCAACAGGCGCUACAGUUAACAUCAAACAAGAGGGCCACUCCGAAAUGGCACCGUUACAGAAAUGUAUCGACAGGGAGAUGCCUGGGAGUGACUAUCACACCAACCGCAUGUCAGCUGUACCCAGUGAGAGCUGUGCUCCUACGCAGCAGUCCCGUCUGGUGAGACAGAACAACAUCCAGGUCCCAGAAAUCCUGGUGACUGAGGAGCCGGACCGGGAGCAGGAGAGUCAGGCAAGCGAGCCGGAAAAACCCCCUGAAACCUUCAGUUGGCCCCAGAGGAGCGAGAGCCUGUCGAAGCUGCCCACAGAAAAGCUGCCUCCGAAGAAGAAACGGAUUCGGCUGGCUGAGAUGGAGCAUUCUUCAGGCGAGUCCAGCUUUGAGUCCUCCCUGUCUCGCAGCCUCAGCAGGGACAGCAGUCUGUCUCGCUGCUCCAGCAUUUCGGCCUCGUUCGACAGAGACGAGAUCCCACGGGCUGACAGCCCGUCCAGGUCAGAAUGUACCAGCAGGUCCCAAGAGGUUCAGGGCCUGCCCUUAGCCUGCAACACUCUGGGAGUGCCUGGCCUCAGAGACUCCAGGGAGAUGAGAAGGGCCUCGUCAGAGCAGAUCAGCUGCACCCAGCCCUCAGUGGAGAUUACGUCUGAGUACCGCAGUAAGUCUUUUGAUUGUGGCAGCGUAUCGCCCAGCAGGUCCUUGUCACCUAUGGAGACCACUUUGCCAAAGAGUCCUCAAGCUGCCCCAGUGGUCCAAGUCCCUCUUAUUGAAAGACGAAGGGGACCUCUCGUCCGUCAGAUGUCCUUAAAAAUUGGUUUAGAUAGCCAACAACAGCCAGGAAAGCACCCUCCAGCCCUUCAGAAAGUGUCUACUGCUAAUACUGUCCCAGCUCCCCAACACAGGUUUCAGGCUGUCGGUUUGCCUGGCAUAAAUCAACCUCUCAUUUUACCCCAAGUGAUUCCUGGGGAGGGUCUUCAGCAGAAGAAUGAAGUGACAGUUCAGAGCAUUAACUUAGGCAGCCAAACCCAGCACCCUCCGGUUCAUGGCCUUCCACACCCCUGGCACCAAACCUCCAAGACUGUGAUGUGCUUAAGGACACAGCAGGCUCCAGUCCAAGUCGUGGUGGGUCAGCACGACGCCCAGCACAAUUCUGCUGACUCCCAAGACAAAAGAAGCUACAUUCCUAAGUAUCAGCUGCAGGUCUCCGCCCACAAACCCUCAGCCUACGCCCCCCCAACCACGCUGGGGACACAGAUUGCCUUGCCUGUCCUAACACUUCCCGUCGCUAAAGAGGUCUGCAACAUUUCCAAGCCAACAGGAGGAGUGCAGAAUAUAUGUGUGGUCCCGCAGAGCCACCAGAUCAUUGCCAAUCCAGCAGCUUCCAUUGUGUUGCCCGUGGGCCUUCCAAGCCGUGCAGGCAUUGCCCCCUUGCCCCAGAUCCUGAUCACCCAUGAGCUCAACCCUCCCUCCACCGCUGCCUCCUGUGGUGCCCCACCUCCUGCUCCCACCGCUGACAGCGGUGUUAAAAAUGUGCCACGUGUCCACGCAGAGGACCCACAAGCAUCUGCUAGCGUUCAACUGAAGAGUAGUUCGGUUCCCGAUACUCAGAGCCGCACCGUUGACUCCCGUAGCAUGCCCUCACUAGGUUCCUUGCACUGUGUCCAGAAAAUGUCGUCCAUGGGUCUCUGCCCUCAGCAGGAACCCGCCGCCUCCAGCAAACGCAUGCUGUCUCCGGCGAACAGCCUGGACAUCGCCAUGGAGAAGCAGCAGAAGCGAGCGAAAGACGAGCAUGGCGCCGCGUGCCUGACAGACGGCAGGUCCCUUAGUUACCUGAACUCGAAGAUGGCGGAGGUGACCAGGCAGCGGAAGCUCACCCUGGUUCGGCAGGUCUGCACGACCGAGCCCGUGGACAGCCCCAUUGAGUCUGAACCUUCCCCACAGCAGCUGGAGAAGGCAGAAGCAGAAAAGAGCGACCCUGUGGACACCCAGACACCAAACACCUCGAAGAACAGGGCGACUGUGGAGCAUGUGGCUGAGAAUGAGACCCCUGCAGUGGCAGUCUAUCAGGGCUCUUCAGCUCUGGCUUCCUCCCCGGUACCAGCCAAUUCCACACUGAAGUCUCAAGUCAAGUGUGAGGAGGGACGAUCCACCGUCAAAUCUCCCGUGAGGAUCCCAAGCUUGCACGGACAGGGGAAACUGGCCUCGUCUGUGUCUGUCGUCAGCACGCGGGACAGCCAUCGCCUGUCCUUCCCCAGCCUGAAGACUGCAACCACCCUUACCUGGUGUUACCUGAUGAAGAGGAAGCCCCUGCACAUCCCCCAGACCGACCAGAAGAUCUCGGCAUAUGCCACCUGGUCCAUCUGCACAAACAACCCCAACCCCCUGGGCCUGCCCACCAAAGUGGUCAUGUCCCUCUUCAACUCCAAACAGAUGGCAAAGAAAAUGCACUACACUCAAGCCAUCACCACCAGUCUGAAGUCUGACAUCCUGUCAUACUCCGGAAAGCUGAAAGACAGUUUGCCAAAGGUCUUAACCCCGCUGCCAUCCAAGUCAAGUGAAAAGUGCAAGCUCAAACCCGAGACGCAGCCAAGCAACGAGUCCGACAGGGACUCUUCUUCCUCCAAGUCAGAGCCAAGACGGGUGAAAAUAUUCGAUGGAGGGUACAAGUCAAAUGAGGAAUAUGUGUACGUGCGUGGCCGGGGCCGGGGGAAGUACAUCUGUGAAGAGUGUGGCAUCCGCUGCAAGAAGCCCAGCAUGCUCCGCAAACACAUCCGCACACACAGCGACGUCCGUCCCUAUCACUGCACCCACUGCAACUUUUCCUUCAAGACUAAAGGAAAUCUGACCAAACACAUGAAGUCCAAGGCCCAUAGUAAGAAGUGCAUGGAGAUGGGCGUGUCUCUGAGCUCUGUGGAGGACCAGGAUACAGAGGACACAGGAGAGCGCAACCAAACGAGCAGCACCGAGCGCGCGGGUUCGGAUGGCGAGGAUUCGGACGGCUUGGAGGAUGAGGAUAACGACGGGGAGGACGAAGACGAGGACGACAGCCAGGCGGAGUCGGGCCUGUCCACGACGCCUUCGGUCUCUGCCAGCCCGCAGCACCUCCCCGCCGCCCCUCUGGACGCCCUGCCCAGCGCCCUCCUGGCCCAGAUGUCCAUCUCAGGGGCCUCCCCCGGCCCUGGCUCCGGCCCUGCCCCCCUCUCCUUACCUGCACCCCCCGUCUCUGACUCUCAGGCCUCAGACACGGAGUCCGUGACCAUGAUGAGCCCCGUCUCUGUGGUCUCCCCCGGCCCCGCCACUCUCUCUUUCCCCCCGCCGGCGGUCUCGGAGUCCCACGGCUCCGACACGGAGUCCGUCACCAUGAUGAGCCCCGUCUCCCCAUGCAGGCAGAUGUCCAUCGACUACCCCGAUGUUGACGCCCCCAUCAGCCCCCCUGCCCCAGGCAAGGGCACUAAGGAUGCCCCGAGUUCCCCGCCCCCCCAGCAGACCGGUGAGGCGGGCGUCCCCGUGGACCGCAGCACCCAGACCACCCUGCUGCCGGCCUCUGCCUACGACCCCCCGGGGCCCCUGCGCUUCCUCCCGCAGACCCAGAUCCAGGAGCACGGUGGGUCGGCGCACACCCACCUCUUCAGCCACCUGCCGCCGCACUCCCAGCAGCCCCCUCGCUCGCCCUACAGCAUGGUGCCCGUGGGCGGCAUCCAGCUCGUCCCCGCCGGGCUGGCGGCGUACUCCACCUUCCUGCCCGUGCAGGCGGGCCCCGUGCAGCUCACCAUCCCGGCCGUGAGCGUGCUGCACCGCAGCGGCAGCCCCCUGUCCCCGGCCGACUCUCCCCCCCGCCCGGACGCCCCGCUCGCCCCGCACGCGGGCGUGGCCGAGCCCGUGGGCGGAGUCCUGCCCUGCUUCCCGCUGGGGCAGGUGAGUGUGGCCGGCCUGCAGCCCCUCGGGGCUCCCCAGGCUCUGCAGCCCCUGGGGCUGGAGGCGCUCGGCGUGGUGGGGGUGGCCAACGCCGGCCUCCCCACCACCCAGCUGCUCCCCCAGCCCGGCCUCGCCCUCAAAACCCUGGGUUUGCAGGUGCUGGCUGCCGGUCCCGCCUCCCAGGGCGUGCCCAGUCCCCAGACGCACGUCUCGGGGCUUCAGAUUCUAAACAUCGCCCUGCCCACCCUCAUCCCCUCGCUCAGCCCCCUCCCCGCCGCCCCCCCCUGCCACGCAGAGCCCCCCGCCGGCUCUCCCGGUGCCACCCCCACCGCCACCACGUCCCCCCAGCCGGGCCCCGCGGUCCAGGUUUCACAAGAAGCGCCACUGCACGGCGUGCCAAGUGCGGGAGCAGCCGCCGGACUCAGUACGGAGAGUGCCGAGCAGGGGAAGGCCACGUCACCCCCGCUCCCGUCUUCGUCCCCCAGUGGGAGCGCUCCCGUGGGGGGGUCCAGGGGUCAGGAGCCACAGAAGCGGCUGGCGUUCGCCAAGCGCCAGGUGACUGUGGAAUACAACGACGCCUCAAGCGACGACGAAGACAGACUCGUCAUCGCCACCUAA